CCAGUAACGCCCAGCGCGAACCGGUCAACUACCCCUUUUCUCUGUUCUGUACGAAAAGCUAAUUCUCCAACUGUCACAGCUUCCACCUUCGACAAAUCCACGGUAAGGGAGGCUCGCCGUCAAUAAAAAAACUAAGACAAAUCGGAUCACUGAAACUCGCUAUGUCGAUUCGGUAUAUGCUGGAUUCCAGCGUUUCUGCUAAGCUCCUUCCUUUUUGGAUUUUGUUCAGCUUCUUUUCCGAAAGUGUAUCAUCGGGAGUAGUCACACUGGAUUCGAUUGUAAUAUUCAAGACCCACGAAUGGUUAAACGCCAAACCGAAGGUUUAUUUUCAGUGUAAAGGAGAGAACAAGACUGAAUUACCUGAUGUUAAGAAAGUCCAUGUUCUGUAUAGUUUCAAAGGCGAAGAAUCUUGGCAGCCUCUGACAGAGCUUCCCGAUAAGAAAUGCAAGAGAUGUGGAUUCUACGAGAAGGACACCAUAAAAUCUGACGAUGUCUUUGAGCAGUGGGAGUUUUGUCCUUCUGAUUUCAAGGCUCCUCAUGGCAAAUACGCACGAUUCAAGGAGAAGGAAUUCAAUGCCACCUUUUCCUGUGUACAGUGCGUCACUGUUAAUGCAGUUGCGUCAAAUUCUGACUCCCACGGUAGAGGAAGGGGAAUGCACAUUGUCCUGGUGAUAUUGAUAAUUUCUCUGGUUACAACUGUAUUGGUUCUUGGUGCCGUGGUCACAUACAAGUAUUGGCAAAAGAAGAGGAGGGAGCAAGAGCAAGCUAGGUUCCUGAAGCUUUUUGAAGAUGGGGAUGAUAUAGAAGAUGAACUGGAUCUUGGAACAGUAAUAUGACAAAUGAAUGUUAAGGGCUCGUCAUUUGUGCAGUGAGUUGAUGAGACAUGGAUGAAUUUUUGUGCAAUCUUUUUUAUGCUUUUGGACUUUGUGAAUAUACAGAGUAAUAUAGGUGACAAUAAUAGCAUUACUACUAAGCACAUGGUUCAAGGUUAAUAAUUCCUAAGAGCGAUAGUCCUCAACUAGCGCAGAAUGUAAGUUGUUGCAGCUUAAAGAUGAAAGGAUAUUUGAAGAUGAAAGAUUCAUCUUCAUGGAUAUGUUGCCUUUCGAAUGACCGAUAUUGCAAAUUUUUUGUACUCUGUUGAAGAACUUAAUUGGUUUGUGUUAUUAGGAACGCUCCGUAAAUGGAUUGAUCAGCUUCUGGAUUUUA
Tripterygium wilfordii is the source of this 1206-nucleotide messenger RNA. RefSeq lists its product as uncharacterized. The transcript is spliced from 4 exons. The record is from RefSeq and is a predicted model, not a curated record. Lineage: Eukaryota; Viridiplantae; Streptophyta; Magnoliopsida; Celastrales; Celastraceae. Bases 162 to 836 code for a protein of 224 amino acids.